Messenger RNA from Candoia aspera, 2301 nucleotides. Its product is annotated as heat shock factor protein 3-like. Gene Ontology annotation, molecular function: sequence-specific DNA binding; DNA-binding transcription factor activity. The record is from RefSeq and is a predicted model, not a curated record. The transcript is spliced from 13 exons. NCBI's taxonomy places the organism in Eukaryota, Metazoa, Chordata, Lepidosauria, Squamata, Candoiidae. The coding region runs from base 45 to 1694 and encodes 549 amino acids. Gene Ontology annotation, biological process: regulation of DNA-templated transcription.
CCCAGACGCCUUUCCGGCGACGCAGCGGCAUCGCGGGCUUUGGCAUGAAGAAAGCGGUGGCGCUGGUGGGCGCGGGGCCGGGCUCGCCUGGGGCCUCCUCGGUCCCCGGCUUCCUGGCCAAACUGUGGGCCCUGGUCGAGGACCCCGGGAGCGACGACGUGAUCUCGUGGAGCCGGAAUGGACAGAAUUUUUGCAUUUUGGAUGAACAGAGGUUUGCUAAAGAAUUGCUUCCCAAGUACUUCAAACACAACAAUUUGUCUAGCUUCAUACGACAACUCAACAUCUAUGGCUUCAGGAAAGUGAUUGCACUUGAAAAUGGCAUGAUAACCUCUGACAAGAAUCCUGCCAUUGAGUUUCAGCACCCGUUUUUCAAGCGAGGGAAGGCUGAUUUGCUGGCAAACAUCAAAAGGAAGUCUACUCUGUCACAGGUGUCUACGGUAAGACCAGAAGACCUCAAAGUCUGCCCGGACGACUUGCACAAAGUGUUGUCUGAAGUCCAGGAGAUGAGGGAGCAGCAGAGCAAUAUGGACAUCAAGCUGGAAAGUAUGAAAAGGGAAAACAAAGCCCUCUGGAAAGAGGUGGCCUCUCUGCGCCAGAAGCACAACCACCAGCAGCAGCUUUUGUCGAAGAUUCUGGAAUUUAUACUGGGUUUGAUGAGGGGAAACUGCAUUUUGGGGCUCAAAAGAAAAAGGUCUUUGGCUGAUGCUUCGGAUACCUCACCUGCAAAAUACAGCCGCCAAUACGUGCGCAUUCCCGUGGAAGACUGUGAAACCACAGCUAUUUCGGAGCAUGGUCCAGGCUGCCAAGACUCUAUUAUCAUUCGUGACAUCACGGAUGCUCAAGAGGAAGAGGAAGAAGCAGAAGGUGGUGCCCCAGAGAAACUUUUGGCGCUGGUGCACUCCAAUCCUGAAAAUUGGAAGGCCCCUGUGCCUGCAAGAGAAGGGGUCCCUGCUUGUGGAGCACUGGAGACUUCCGAGCCGGAACUGCCCCAAGGCAGCCGUCCGGUUCAGCUUACGGAUGGCUCCCUCCAGCCCAGUGCCGUGGAGGUGCCUGCUCCACAGGUCGGUGCUAAUGAAGAAGCCGCGGCAGUGAUUGACUCCAUCAUGAGCGAAAACCCAACGGCAGCCUCGAGUGACUCUUUUCUUGACAGAGAGGAGAUCCAAGACUUCUUGAAUUGUAUUGAUGCGAGUCUUGAGGAACUUCAGGCAAUGCUGUCUGGGAAAAAAAUCAACUAUGCUUCGGAAACGCUUACUGAUGCCUUCAGUCCUGAGCUUCCUGUAUUGGAUUCAAGCAUGCCAGAAGCUCCUCUCAGAUUGGAAAAUACAGAAGACUUACCAGCAAAUUUAGACACAGUUGGGAUGAAUGAUGAGGAAACCUCAGGGAAGAAUGACAUGCAGCUGAUUCAGUAUCGGGGGAACCCUUUGCUUUCACUGUUUGAAGAACCUCCUUCCAGUGAGGAAGUUGGCAGCCUGGGGAAUGCCGGAGGUGAUCUGCUGGAUUCAGUGGGGAGCAGCGAAGUGCCGCAGCAAAUCACCAAUCCAGAAAGCCAAACGGAUGGACCUGCUCCGCUGGAGCCCCUCGAUCAGCCCCUUCUCUCAGAAGACAUGAAUGGCGAAUAUAAACUCUUUCCUCUUCUGCUUCUCAGCCCAGUUGCCAAUUUCAUAGAAGAGGCCUCGGAAAUAGAAAUGACGUGAAUCGCUGGCCGAUGCUUUCAUGAAACAGCGUCUUUUCUGUAGAAGAUGAUUCAACAAGUACUGCUGGUUGCAGUUCUACUUCUCUUCCUUUCUGUGGCUGAAUUCCUGCCACAAACAUGGGGAAGCUAUUUCUUCCCAAAGAAUGUAGUGUUAGGAAGGCAGCUUCAAGGCUGGAGCUCCAAAUUGCACUAUAUUUAAAAAAAAAAAAAAGCAAAAAAGAUCAAAUUUCAAAUCUGCUUUCAAAUUGCUUUAUACAAAGUAUGCUAUUACUAAGACAAAUGUUUAUAUCUUAGUGUAAGGUUUGCAUAUUCAUAUGAGGGGUUUUAAGUUACCUGGUCCCAUGAUAGUCAAUACAGUCAUAUUGCAUUUAUCUUUUUUUCCUGGAAUGUUGUGAUAGCUUGUACGUUGUUAGAAUUAUGUUAGGGUUUUUUUGUAACUAACAUUUUUUUCCUCCAAAUUUUUGCCUCAAUUCUCACUAUUCUGUUUUGUCUUCAGCUAUGUCACCUGUUAUGUACUAUUUACUCUUAAGAUUUCCCUCUAAAUAUUAAUGUAAGUAACUUCUGUUUCCUAUGGAAAACAAUAUAUUUUUAACACAUCCAUUUUAAAA